GGGCCUAUUUAUACCACCCAAUAAGACAUAUACACAUACACAAACUUCUAUACUACUUCCAUUUCCACUGUUCUAUUUUCUCUAAGAUUUAUAUAAGAUCAAAUCAUGGAGAUCCUGUGCAACCAGGGAGCUAAAAUUGUUGGGUCUCUAAAUGCUAGGGUUCAUGGGAAUGGGACAGAAGCCCUAAUUUUGUCCCAUGGGUUUGGUGCAGACCAGUCCCAAUGGCAUUACCUUGUCCCAUUCCUUGCAAUCUACUUCAAAGUAGUGGUCUUUGACUUGGUCUUCUCACCAAAUGUCAACCCAAUUUUUUACCAGCCAAACAGGUACUCGGAUUUAGCUGCUUAUGCAGAAGAUCUGGUUUGUCUUCUUGAUCAGCUUGGCGUGAAGAAAACGACUUAUUUGGGUCAUUCUAUGUCUGCCAUGAUUGGCUGUUUAGCAGCUAUAAAGAGACCUCAGAUGUUUGACCAGCUUAUUCUACUCAGUGGCUCUCCAAGGUAUCUCAAUGAAAAAGAUUAUACCGGGGGCUUUGAGAGGUCAGAAAUAGACACAAUCUUCAACCAAAUGGACAAAAAUUUCUCUGGUUGGGUUCAAAACUUUGCUCAAACAGCGGUUGGUGUGAGAGACUCAAAAGCCAUAGCAGAAUUCAGCAGCACGUUAGGAAGAAUGAACCCGAAAGUAGCCCUAAGUGUUGGUAAAACGGUCUUCCUAAGUGACCUAAGACAAGAACUGCCUCGGGUCAGGGUACCCUGUACCAUAAUUCAAUCAAGUAAGGACAGGAUAGUGCCAACAUCAGUUGCAUCUUACAUGAAGGAAAAACUUGGACAAGUCUAUGAGGUUAGGAUCCUAGAAACCGAAGGUCACUUUCCUCAUCUAACGGCUUCCGAUUUACUCAUUGAAGUUCUUAAAAAUGUUCUUCAUGUUAAAGGGUAAGUCGGAUCUGGUAUUGUAAUUCUGAAAAUCAAGACACUGCAAAUCUGUUUAUGGUGGAUUAUUUAAUUUUCUCCAAUGGUCUGUUAGGGCCUAACACUGCCAAUUAGAAGAUAAUUUUAAGAAUACAAUUAAAUAAAAUCCAAGACCUAUCAAGACUUACCAUCA
Messenger RNA from Carica papaya (papaya), 1095 nucleotides. Its product is annotated as putative strigolactone esterase DAD2. The record is from RefSeq and is a predicted model, not a curated record. NCBI's taxonomy places the organism in Eukaryota, Viridiplantae, Streptophyta, Magnoliopsida, Brassicales, Caricaceae.